Molecule: messenger RNA, 744 nt
Organism: Trichophyton verrucosum HKI 0517
Lineage: Eukaryota; Fungi; Ascomycota; Eurotiomycetes; Onygenales; Arthrodermataceae
Exons: 1
Coding region: 1-744 (247 amino acids)
Source: RefSeq, a predicted model, not a curated record
AUGGACAGCUUCUUGGAGGACCUUGAGAACUUGGUCGAAUUCUUCCUUAUCGAAUUCCAGCGGAUUCUCUUCGUUGAAAAUCUCAGCUAUACUGUUUCCGUAUGUGUCUACACCCACACCCACCUAUUUGAACUUGAUUCAGUGGCGCUUCUAACAUCCGCCCAGGCAUUCGUUACUGCCUUGGUUUCAUACUGGCUGGUAAUGUUCCUACCCCUGUGGGGCUUGGCUUUGAUUGCUACCUGCGUCGCCUACUUGGCCCCGUUGGUUUAUAUCACCAACAAGGAAUUUAUCGACAGCCAGCUUGGAAAUGCACAGGAAAUCGUGGCUAACCAAGCUUCCCAUGUGAAAGAGAUGGCUGAAACUCAAACCGCACAAGCCACCCACAUUGUCAGGCAGUAUGUCGGAGAGUAUCGAGCUAAGGCCAACGGUUACAUUGGAUCCACCAAUGGUGCCGUUUCAAACCUCACUGCACCUAAGGCUGAACCAGAGCCCACCCAGGAACCUUCCCAGAAACCAGCUCAGGCACCAGCUCAGAAGACCGUUGAAGAGAUCGUUGAGGAAAAUAUUCACCAAACUUCUGCUCCUGAAGCUGCUCUCGAAUCUCUCCCAGAUAUUCCAAAGACAGAGGAACUCCCUGAUCUGCAGCAAGUCGCCCACGCAGAUUUUCCUGAGGCCCCUACUGGCGAACUUUCUGGUGAAGUAAAGGAAGCCGACAAGGUACCCGAAUUGGUCCAGAUCUCCUAA